UUCGCCCGCCCGCUGGGCGUGGCUUCUCGCGGCCACUAGGAACCCGCAGCCCUCUGGCUCGCUUCAGUCUGGCCUUGCACCCGCGCGGGAGGUGCCGCUGCCGUGAGGAGUGCAGUGCAGGUGUCUUCAUCCUCUGAGGGCGGCGGGCCGGCGGCGGGAGGAGCGAGGCAGCGAGCUGGGACCCCAGCGCCCCCCGGGCGGCCGGCGGAGGGCGGCCAUGGUCCAGCACUGAAGUGCCCUGCAUUGAAGGAGCAGCCUUGGUCCUAAUGUCAGUUGAUGAAUGCUGGCUGUGUUUGCCAGCUUCUCACCUUAGACCUUUUGUACAGACUGUGUGGGUGUCGCACACUUGCCCCAACUGUUGCUGGCUUCCAGGUCUUCUCCCUUCAGUCCCUGAGCCACCCUGUGUGCCCGGCGUGCUGCUGAGGGACACUCACAGGGCUGUGCCUCCUCCUUCACACUCCUCCACGGCACUCCCCUCCACAUCCCAGACACCCUGUUCUGCUGACCCUGGUCUCUGCCUUCCAUCCUCUACACCUGUUUGUAGGCAGGAGAAAAAUACACAGUCUGGGCUGGAAGACCAACUUCAAAAGCUUCCAACAAUGAAUGGCUCUGAAGAUCCCCCUGGGUCCUAUGACUUCGACCUUAUCAUCAUUGGAGGAGGCUCAGGAGGAUUGGCAGCAGCAAAGGAGGCAGCAAAAUAUGGCAAGAAGGUGCUGGUCUUAGAUUUUGUCACUCCAACUCCCCUUGGAACUCGAUGGGGUCUUGGAGGAACAUGUGUGAAUGUGGGUUGCAUACCUAAAAAACUGAUGCACCAAGCGGCCUUGUUAGGACAGGCCCUGAAAGACUCCCAAAACUAUGGAUGGAAAGUCGAGGACACAGUUAAACAUGACUGGGAGAAAAUGACAGAAUCUGUACAGAAUCACAUCGGCUCCCUGAACUGGGGCUACCGAGUAGCUCUUCGGGAGAAAAAAGUUGUUUAUGAGAAUGCUUAUGGGAAAUUUAUUGGUCCUCAUAGGAUUAAGGCAACAAAUAAUAAAGGCAAAGAAAAAAUUUAUUCAGCAGAACGAUUUCUCAUUGCCACUGGUGAACGGCCAAGGUACCUGGGCAUCCCUGGAGACAAAGAGUACUGCAUUAGCAGUGACGAUCUUUUCUCCUUGCCUUACUGCCCGGGGAAGACCCUUGUAGUUGGAGCAUCCUAUGUUGCUUUGGAAUGUGCAGGAUUCCUUGCUGGUAUUGGUUUAGAUGUCACUGUAAUGGUACGGUCCAUUCUCCUUAGAGGAUUUGACCAGGAUAUGGCAAACAAAAUUGGUGAACACAUGGAAGAACAUGGUAUCAAGUUUGUAAGGCAGUUUGUACCAAUUAAAGUUGAGCAAAUUGAAGCAGGGACACCAGGCCGACUUAAGGUGACAGCUCAGUCCACCAGCAGUGAGGAAAUCAUCGAAGGAGAGUUUAAUACGGUGUUGCUGGCAGUAGGAAGAGAUUCUUGUACAAGAACUAUUGGCCUAGAAACCGUGGGCGUGAAGAUAAAUGAAAAGACUGGAAAAAUACCUGUGACGGAUGAAGAACAGACCAAUGUGCCUUACAUUUACGCUAUUGGUGACAUUCUGGAAGGAAAACUGGAGCUGACUCCUGUUGCUAUCCAGGCAGGAAGACUGCUGGCUCAGAGGCUGUAUGCCGGGUCUACUGUCAAGUGUGACUAUGAAAAUGUCCCAACAACUGUGUUUACCCCUUUGGAGUAUGGUUGUUGUGGCCUUUCUGAAGAGAAAGCUGUGGCAAAAUUUGGGGAAGAAAAUAUUGAAGUUUACCAUAGUUUUUUUUGGCCAUUGGAAUGGACAGUUCCAUCAAGAGAUAACAACAAAUGUUAUGCAAAAGUCAUCUGUAAUCUUAAAGACAAUGAACGUGUUGUGGGCUUUCAUGUACUGGGUCCAAAUGCUGGAGAAGUGACACAGGGCUUUGCAGCUGCACUCAAGUGUGGAUUGACUAAACAGCAGCUGGACAGUACAAUUGGAAUCCAUCCAGUCUGUGCAGAGAUAUUCACAACGUUGUCGGUGACCAAGCGCUCUGGGGGAGACAUCCUCCAGUCUGGCUGCUGAGGUUAAGCCCCCAGUGUGGAUGCUAUUGCCAGACUACAAACCACUGACUUGGUUCCUUGCCCACAUCCAGGUGAAGUUCAGGGAGACUCUUGGGCUCUCGGCACUUUUUCAAGGUGCUGUGCUUAAGGCCCCUGGGAUCUCGUGGGUAGCAGGUGGCAAGUAGAAGGCAGGCAGCAUCACGCUGGGGUCACCAUAAUGGACUCAGACUGACACUCGGCAGUGCAUCGGAGCAUGCGUCCAUGAAGUCACCAGCCUCAAGCCCAAGUGGUGGGCAGUGAUGGAAUAGCUGUCGUAUCAGUUUAGCUUGACCCUCCUUUGUAGGUUUUCUUACUCUUGUUCCCAAGUUGUCUAAUGUCAGUUCUAUUUUUUCUUUUUUCUCCAUGGGGUUAAUGAUACUAGGGAUGAAAAAUGUUAGCAAAUCAGUUUUUGUCCAGAAGCAAGUCAUGGCUGGACUAUCUAGAUAGUCUUAUUGUAUGGAAGGGGCACAAGGUGGCUUAUGAGAGCUGCAUAGGUUUGUCCUAUGAAAGCAAAACUACCCUAUGACUAAAAUACACUGUUUGUUUUACUGACCUAUGUAACAUCAUCUCUUUUAAUAAGUCCUAUGUUUAAAACAAGUAAAACUAUGAUCCAGUCUUACCAAGUUCCCCCUGUGGUACAUCCCCAAAGGCCUGCUUAGGAAGGGAAUGGCUACUUGGCCUGCCUACUUGAAGAAACAUUCCAUUGCAUGGCACUUGGAAUAGUGUAGCAUAGUCCCACACCAUCCACCAUAGAGGCCAAUGAACACCCAGGUGGGGAAAAUCCGACUCUUAUUUGAUUUAAUUUAUUGUCUGGUCUAAGUGAGCUGAGAUCAUUUGAAUGGAAAAUGCUGAAUUUGCUUAAAACUUCUUGUUUUUUGUUAGGUCCAUUUUGCUCUAAGCUGAAAUCGUAUUUCAGCUUUGUGUUUAUUUUAUUCAUCUGUCUUUUCUAGAGAACCACAUUCAUAGGAAAGUAACUCUUUCCACAUGUAGCACAGAAGUCUUUUGUGUUAAUUGCUCUUUUAAGGAAGCUGUUCAUAUCGUAAGUUAUUAUUAAACACAGGUGGAUGUGAAGGAUUUUCAUUGGAAAACCUAAUUUUUUUCUCCUUUUUCUGUUGAAUGAACCUGGUAGAAGCAUUCGUGUUGUUAACAGUCUACCUGGUAUUUUUUACAGCAUGGUAUUAGCACCUCAGUUUUGCAUUUCUGUGUAAACAUGCUGGCUGACGUUUAUGUGCAGGCCAUCUUUCCUACUUUCCACGCUGGGUUUUGAGUGAGUGCUCUGCAAGUCAGGCUCCUGCCAGGGUUCUAUAGCUCCUUUUUGUUCCCUCUGCUCUGCUGGAAUCUCCACCCACAGUACUAGGUGGCGUUUUACAGUAUAUUUCUGAGCCACUCAGGGAGCCAUGUAUCUGCCUGGCUCCUAGUCAGCAGAGGACCUACCCUGCCCACAACGUUCCACCUCAUGUCCUCGUCCCUUCAGCGUAUGUGAAGAAAAUGGGACAAGGAGAAAGGAACGGGAGCUGAAGGAGUUGACUACGUUCAGUUUUAUUUAUUUAUGUUUCGAUUUUUUUUUUCUCCCAAGUCUGCCAGUCUCUGAGAUUAGAACAACAGGCAAUGUGAGAAAAUUGUGCCUAAUCAUGUUGUGAUUCUCUUAGUGGAAUGGAAUGUUCUGCCCCCACAAGAAGGAUACUUCAUACUUGUUUAGAUUCUGUAAUUGCACAAUGUACUGUAACACAAAUUUCAAUUACAUGUAUUUUUUGUUACAAAGUUUCUGGGGGAAAAAAUGUGAACCAUUAAAAGGUGUUCAAAGUUGU
Molecule: messenger RNA, 3918 nt
Organism: Nannospalax galili (Upper Galilee mountains blind mole rat)
Lineage: Eukaryota; Metazoa; Chordata; Mammalia; Rodentia; Spalacidae
Gene: Txnrd1
Product: thioredoxin reductase 1
Exons: 15
Coding region: 267-2093 (608 amino acids)
Biological process (GO): cell redox homeostasis; glutathione metabolic process; cellular response to oxidative stress
Cellular component (GO): cytosol; mitochondrion
Molecular function (GO): flavin adenine dinucleotide binding; glutathione-disulfide reductase (NADPH) activity; thioredoxin-disulfide reductase (NADPH) activity
Source: RefSeq, a predicted model, not a curated record